Molecule: messenger RNA, 2447 nt
Organism: Bubalus bubalis (water buffalo)
Lineage: Eukaryota; Metazoa; Chordata; Mammalia; Artiodactyla; Bovidae
Gene: PNRC2
Product: proline rich nuclear receptor coactivator 2
Exons: 3
Coding region: 399-818 (139 amino acids)
Biological process (GO): nuclear-transcribed mRNA catabolic process, nonsense-mediated decay
Cellular component (GO): nucleus; P-body
Source: RefSeq, a predicted model, not a curated record
UUUUGUCGGUAGAGACGAGAGGAGGAGGUCGGUUGAGACGUUGGGGUGGCCAGCAACUAGCUCGUCGGUGCUCGUGGGCUUCGCCCGUUCCGUGCCUCGUCUCUCCCUGGAAGGGGAGGGGGGCUUCGAAGCCGAGCAGAAGCCGCCGCCGCCGUAGUCCCGGGCUUGAAGUCGCUAAGACUUCUCUCAAACUUGUGUGCUGAGGAGACUCAGAUGUUGGCCUCAGCUCCUAGGCUGAACUCAGCAGAUCGGCCCAUGAAAACUUCUGUAUUGAGACAAAGGAAAGGAUCUAUCAGAAAGCAACAUCUAUUAUCCUGGGCGUGGCAGCAAGGAAGAGGACAGGUAGUGGAAAUCCUGCAAUCGGAAAAGCAGACUGAAAGGUGACAAAGAAGCUGAAGAUGGGUGGUGGAGAGAGGUAUAACAUUCCAGCCCCUCAAACUAGAAAUGUUAGUAAGAACCAACAACAGCUUAGUAGACAGAAGACCAAGGAUCAGAAUUCCCAAAUGAAGAUUGUUCACAAGAAAAAGGAAAGAGGACAUACUUACAAUUCAUCAUCAGCUGCAUGGCAGGCCAUGCAAAAUGGGGGGAAGAACAAAAAUUUUCCAAACAAUCAAAACUGGAACUCUAGCUUAUCAAGUCCCACCUUACUUUUUAAGUCUCAAACUAAUCAGAACUAUGCCGGGGCCAAAUUUAGUGAGCCGCCAUCACCAAGUGUUCUUCCUAAACCACCAAGCCACUGGGUUCCUGUUUCCUUUAAUCCUUCUGAUAAAGAAAUGAUGACAUUUCAACUUAAAACCUUACUUAAAGUACAGGUAUAAAAUGAGAUAAAGUACUAACAUUUAAACUUAGUCAUAUUUAAGGAUAACUGGCAAUUGUUCCAGACCAAAUUCACUAGGGAAUUAAUCUGUAAAACUGAUUAAUGUAGAAAAUAUAAUUAGACUUCAUCUUAAUUGUUUUAUGUGCACUGUGAUGGUAGAAUCAGUACAGUUUAAAAUAACUGAAUUAUGGAUAAUUGUAUUUGAUCUCUUCACUAGUAUUCUCUAUUGAGUGACCAUAUAAGUGAAACCAUUCAAGUUUAGAUUUGGGGAAUGGUAAAGGAAUCAACUUUUUAUAUUGCUUGUUGGGGGAAAAUACUGAAGAUUAUCAUUUCAUGGGUCAGCAGAUUGACUUGUUAAGAUGGUAAAUCUGAUCAUAAGCAUCCAGUUAAAGACAUACAGGGGUUGAAAACUAUUUGAAUCUUUGAGAUGUUAUUGUCCUAGAGACACCUAAAUCAGUACACCUAAACCAGUAGUAUGACAACAACCUGAUGCACUGCCUAAAGAAAAUGUGAAUUUUUUUUUUUUUUUUAGAGAAUAGUAUUUUAAUGAACUGUAUGGUGGUGAAUGUGUGAAGGGCACUAGGGGCUAUUUAGAAUGAAACAAGUAUACCCCAUUGGCCCUGUUAUAUGCAGUGGAUAGGUGUCUGCCAACAAAUGCACCAAAACCAUUUUUUAUAGAAACAGUAUUUGGUGUUCAGAGUAGCUUUCAAAAUACAUUUUUGUAUGAUGGCACUGCACAAGCUAUUCUGACAGUGAUACAGCUUUAAAUCAUUCCUGCAAAGGUUUUUUAAAGUUGGGAGCUGUAUAAUGUGAAAGUUCUGCAUACCUAGGAAAGAGCCAUGUAAAUAUAUGUAAUAAAAUUGUAGCAUAUGUAAAGUUUUGUUGGCAUUUAUCCUACAAAAAUAGAAUAUUUUAGUACAAAUUUGCUGAAUUUAAGACAUGGACUCUUAAUACUAUGGCCUAAUUUUAAAGGUCAAAAAAAAAACCCCCACAAACCAACCUGUUUUUAAAUUUUGCCCUUGUGCUGAAGUGCCAGUGUAUGUAUGUUAUAACUGAUCUUGCUGUAAACUAUAUUUCAAAGUAAAUCCUAGUGUAAGAAGUUUUAUAUAACUGAAAAGGUUUUAAGCUGCUAAAACACUUGCUAUUUUUGAGAUGUGAAAUGCAGUAUGGGGUUAUUUUUUUUCCUUAAACCCAAAGAUUAACCUCCAACCUUAAAGAUUCCUUUUGGCCUUCGACAGCUUGUGUAACCUGAGUAUAGGGUAGAACGUCAGUGUAUUUUUUUUUUCUUGUCAACAGGUGCAACCCAGGGGACCAACUUAUUGCAAAAGAUAUAAUUUCUUGCAUAAUACCUUGAUAACAUGUUUUGCUUACUUUAAACAUGCUAAUUAAUUACAACAGCCAUCCCAGUAGUAAAAGUAAAAUGUGUGUAUGGGGGGGGGUCUAUUUUCUAAUUUGGCAGCUUUUUUAUACUUUUAAGCAGAAUGGCUAAAUUGUUUCUCCAAAUAAAUUGAGGUGAGAUAGUACUGUCCAAGUCAAAUGAUGCUAUCCUAAAAACAAGUUUUAUAUAGUACUUAAUGUACAUACAUGAAUUCGAAGCAUGAAAUUAAAAAAUAAAAUUGUUUCUUCCCCA